GGCUGUACUGACGGCUCGAGGCAGCACUGCCUCCAUAGUAACAAAAUGCAUGUUUCCAUAGUUACAACAUCCGGGACAUUUGGCGUCCCCAGUAACCAAACAGUGCUGAGCAGCGAAUACAUUUGGCGACGACUUAAACACAGAUAGUUAUACUUCAGCGUGGAAACAAAAUGACAUCCUUUGUUGCAAAGUCUCUUGAUGUUGAUUGCACCAUUAUGGAAAUGGUCACAGGCGUUUCGGAGAAUACCUCCACACCUGCAUCAAGUGAAUCCUCUGGGAGCAUUGACAAAGGUCUUUUUAAUAUAAAUGCAACGGAUGAAGAAAAGCAAGACCCUGAACUACAACAGGCCAUUGAGGAAAUGAGGAGACUUGAUGAGACACUAUCUGCAUGCAUGUGCAGAUUAAAAGAAGCCAAGCGUCAAAGGAAAGAACUCCAAGAACAACUCUGGCAAGAGCUAAAAGAUAGUUUAGAGGAGGAGGGCUGCUCUGAAAGUAGCCAAGAAGCCAAGAAUGCAAGACUGUUUAUGGCUUUGGAAGCCCCUAUUGGGCCUCCGGAGAGGGAGGACUUUUUCAAAACUCAGUUAUUUGACUGUGAACUAGACAGAAGACUGCAACGCAUGUUAGAGAGUGACGACUGGACCCAAGCAUCCGAGUCAGUGUGCGAAGAGACAGACGAAGGGAGCCACGAUGAAGGCUCCAUGGCCGAGAAAAAACAAAAGGACUUUGUCAAGAGGAACAUUGAGCUCGCACGCGGCAAAGGCGGCCAAGUACUGUUGACACAGGCAGAGGAAGAGCGCCUGGCCGAGCUCCUGCAAGACCUAGACGAAGAGGAAGAGGAGAGUGCCAGUGGCGCAGACAACAAGGAGGACAUGUGGGCGGUGCCGGUGUCAACAAAUCAAGGUUACACCCAGGGGACUUCCGACCUGGAGCGACUGACUGCCAUAGACUGCGAACUCAGUAUAUUCCAGCCGGUUGUAGAUGUCCCUUUACUGCAAAGCUCCUCCCAUGCACAUUUGAACAAGGAACGUGGCUCGGACAUCGGGCCGAAGCGCGAUUGUGACGCUCAGCCAGGAGAGAAGGUCCUGCAGGAUAUCAAGGAGAUGAGAACACAAGAGAUGCAGCUCCAGGAGAUCCAACGGCAGCUGGACCUUCUGGGCCAGGGCCAGGAGAUGACAAGCGAGUCAGAGGCCCUCAGUGAGCAGCAGUUACUAAGCCUGCUGGAUGCUUGUGAGCUGACAGAGCCAGGACCUUGAGACGCACACAUGGACCUCCUGCAUGCCAGGUCCUGCUGUCAAGAUGGCCAUCAAAUGACGCGCCAUCGCUGACAUCACUCUUCCUGCCUUCUAAGUCAGAAGCAAGUCUAGCGAAUGUACAUGCAUUUCAUUGUCAUAAGAUGUCAUUUUAGCUCGUAAAACCACCGAUGAUUCACUGCCUUUUGGCCACCAAUGUGGAGACGUAUAAAUAAGUAGUACAUGCAUGAAACUGAUACAGCCAAGGAGCAUUCCAUCUUCUGCAGUACCCUUUAGGAAAAUAUCCUUUUCUAACAGAAAUAUAUAAAUAUAUACAUAAAAAAACAAUUGUUUAUGUAUUAAUGCUGCUAAUUCAGCAUGGGGAAGAAAAGCAGUACUUUGUACUUAUAAAUAUCCUAAAUGUCAUUAAACUUAAUUAUUACAGCUGCAGAGUGUUUCUGCAGCAGUCCAACUGUGGUAGUAUGUGCAUUUACACUCCAUUUGUAAUGGUUCAU
Messenger RNA from Nerophis lumbriciformis (worm pipefish), 1744 nucleotides. RefSeq names its product fibrous sheath interacting protein 1 (gene fsip1). The record is from RefSeq and is a predicted model, not a curated record. Lineage: Eukaryota; Metazoa; Chordata; Actinopteri; Syngnathiformes; Syngnathidae.